This is a messenger RNA of Argiope bruennichi, 1658 nucleotides long. RefSeq lists its product as uncharacterized. Bases 102 to 1658 code for a protein of 518 amino acids. The transcript has 2 exons. Lineage: Eukaryota; Metazoa; Arthropoda; Arachnida; Araneae; Araneidae. The record is from RefSeq and is a predicted model, not a curated record.
CUGCAAUACAACAUUCUAAACUAUCAAUUCAGGUCCUCAGAAAUAAUAUAAAAUUAAACUGCUUUCAGAUUCAAAUCUUUGCUGUUAGUGGUUGUAUUAAAAUGCUGCCAAAGCUCAUUUUCUGCACACUGCUGGCUGCUGCUCGAACAGUUGGGUCAGAUGGAGCAGACUACAAUCAACAAGCCUCCGCUGUCCCACCUAAAUUUUUGGAUCUGCCUUCUUUUGACACAAAAGUCGCCGUUGGACAACCUGUAACGAUUGAUCAUAAAUCUUUUAUAGAACAUGUAACUCCAGGAUUUGGUUCCGGAAGAGGAGGAUCUUCUUCUCAACAAUCAACCGGAACUCGCUCUAGUACUUUACUUAAUAAAGCUAUCGCUGAACAAAAUGCUGUUCCUGAUCCUGUAAUACAGCCAACAAGUUAUACCAGUGUUCAAGCAACUCCUCCAAAUUUUUCGAAUAAUCCAGUUGGAAUUUUUCCUCCCAAUUAUGCAAACAGUGGAAUCCUUCCUCCAGGAUUAUUUGGUACUCCAACUGAUAAAUCAUUUGGUUCUACUCCUUCUGUAAUUUCUUUGAAUUCUCACAUUGACCAUACGUCUUCUGGAAGUAUUUUUGCCAAUCCUAAUGGAAUCCCCUCAUUUAACAGUAACAAAGACGAAAUUUUGUCUGUCGGAUUUCUUAAUGCUCCAUUUGACAAAAUAAAUAUUCCUGUGCCGGAGAUUAUUUCUGUUUCUGUAAGUUCCAGUUCUGAUGAUGGAAGCAUCCCAUCCUCUCCUGUAAAAAUACCAACUGUCAAUUAUGCAAAUGCUGGAAUUCUUUCUACUGGCCAGCCUGGAGAAUCUUUUAGUAAAGAUGUAAAUUCCAUUCCUAAAGCAAUGUCUAUAAAUUCUGCCAUUGGCCAAGGAGCUCCUGGAAGUACUUCUAUUGCUGCAGCUGCUGUUCUUCCAGUAAAAAUUUCAUCUUCUGUCGGCCCUGCAGAAAGCAGCUUUCUGUCUUCAGUCGGAGCUCUUGUUGAAAAGCCAAUUGCAGUGCCUAUGCCUGAUUCUAUCUCUUUAAGAAAGAUCGCUGCUGUUCAAAUUGAAGCUCCUCCUGUCCAUCAAACUACAGAGAAAGUGUUCGCAGGGUCUGUUGCAGGUCAAUCAACUAUCUCUAACCCAACAACAAUGACUUCACAGGCUUCCGUUGAUAAAAUUCUCUCCACACCUUCUUCAGAUCUUCUUGGACAUCUCGGUAACGUUUAUAACAGCAACCCCAGCGGAAUUCUUUCUUCUGGCUUUCUUGGUGCACCAAUCGCCUCCAUUUUAGGGCUCAAUGGAAAAGAGCUUUCAUACAACGGAUUAUUUUCUGGUUCAAAUAUUGCUAAUAAUGGAAAUUUAGGAAGUGCACUCACUAGUACUCCUGUCGUUAGAAGCAAAGAUGAUACACUUAAUAAGUUUGAGACUGUCAUUCAGCAUACAACACCAGCAAAGGCCGCUAACCCACCGGUAUUUAAUGGAAUAAAUAAUAAUAAUCUUUUUAAUGGAUUCAUUGGAAAUGGAAUUUUUGCUGAUCCAUUAGGUUUCCCCAAUAGUGUAUUUGGAAAUGCGUACAAUGGAAUAAACGGUUUUGGAGCUGGAAACUUAGCUGGAGAUAACAUUUUUUCGAAAUACCUUUGGAGAUAA